GUUGCUCUUCUUCUUGUCCUGCUCCGAUAACAAGUUCCUUGUUCAAAUGUUGUCAUGUCAUAGUUGAUGUCAACAGCCAAAAUCAUGAAUGUCCCAAUUGCUCAUGUUCUCACGGGGAACUCCCCGUCACGCGGGUCGCGUGAGUGCUCUCGAGGAUGCGCGGAGCAAGAUGUUUCUGCGAAAUUCGCCAUGAAGAAGGAAGAAAAAGUUGUGCAUAAUCGCCGCACGACUCGGCGACAUCAGCAAGGUCGCAAAAGAGCUGCGGGAUGCAGAAACUCGACCAGGCCGCGCUUGUUCGCCGGAACUGCAAAGCGCGUCACUGUCGCAAAAGUUCUUUCCUCUGUCUUGUUCGAAGGUACAAAGAGUAACACUUUCGUCCUCGCAGAAGAAACACAGCUCCAGCAAGCACUGCAGACGCCGCGCGAGCGAUAUCUUGGAAAAAAGCUAACGCUGUCUGGCCAGGGGACGGAGUCCUACCGGUUGUUGGAAGAGCAGGUUACCGACUUUGACAAGAUUCAUUUCCUGCCCUUCGAAACCGUGCAUGACCAGCCAACAAGCGCGUGGCUGCAAACUUCCGACACAAUGCACGAAGAGAGAGAGCACGAGUAUCUGCACAACGUGAAGCACUGGGACAGGUAUUCAUUGGUGUGAAUUGCCGAUGGCUUUUUACUGUUUGAAUUUCCACUUUGUCAUGGAAAGGCCAUCUCAAUAGUGGCGAUGUUCAUUUUGAAAAACACUAACACGAAACAGACUUUCCGACCACCACGAUGAUUUGCUGAAAAACGGUCCUCCGGCGCACGAGUCCGCGUCGCUCAUCGAGUUUUCCAAGAAAGGCGGUGGUGAGGCCCCCAAGCUGGACAAAAGUUCGUCGGAAAAAUCUGCGACAGUAGUUGCUGCAUCCACGACCAACAAAAAGGAGACUGAAACAGCGAGGAAAAACGACGACGAGAAAACCACUACCGCCACCAAAACAGGUGAGACAGUCAUCACAGACGCCAGCCCACCGCAGAAAGCGCAGGAGCAAGACGACAAGACUUCGUUUCUCGAGGUGACAGAGGAGAAACCGAGCAACGCGGAAAAAACUACUGAAAAUCUCUCUACGACUGCAUCUAGCAGCGGAAGUCCAGAGCAGUCAUCUGAGAUAUCGGAAGACGAUCUGGAUUUUGACGUCGCCCCGGAAAAUUUGGGCGCCUCGACGCUCGUAGGGUACUCCGAUGGGGCAUCAACUUCGCAAGAGUAUCCGAUGGAAGUAGGCGUAGCGGCACAAACGUUCCUCGAAACCGCAACCCCCAACAAGAUUGCGGAAACAAGAGCAGCGCAGCAGCAAGAAACGACCUCUUUGACAGGUGCUGCUGCUACCUCUGUUGCUGAAGAGGAGAAGGUAGAGAAAACAGAAUCAGAGAAGAAAGACGAUGAGCUUCGUGGCGAGAGCCAUAUCGAGUUGGAAUCGACCGUCACGUACGCUGAGCAGGACCCCGCGGCGAGAAGCAUGCUCGAAACAACGAUACCUAAAUCUUCCGAAGUAGCAGAUGAGAAGCCAAAGACAUCAGAAAACGGCAGUGUGGCCGCGGAGGAAAAUAAGACUCCAGUCGAACAAGAAAAGAAGUCAUUAGAGGACGCCAGCACCAGCCAGAUACCCGCGAGUAGCGCAAUCGAAACCACGGCUGCCACUGCUGUUGAAGGGGAGCAGACGGAAAAAAAGAGCGACGCCGCGCCAGCAUCAGAAAACAAGGAGCAGGAUGAAAACAAGUCCACACCCGCCUCCUCCGCAAUUCAAGUCGACGAGGGGAAGAAGCGGAACGGCAACCUCCGCGGCAGUAGCAAGAGUUCGGCGCUUUUGCAAGAGAAGGAAAGAGAGCAGACAGAAACGACGAGGACCAUGUUAGGCAACAUCCCGGCUUUGCUGGGCGCCGCUGUGAAGGGCGUGCCCAAUAUGAUCAACGGCAUCAUCAAUCCGACGAUCUCCAACGGUCCGCAGCUCAUUGGUACGCAAACGCCGGACGAGAAAAAAUCAGACCAGCUGGUUCCCAACCAGCUGAAAUCUGUCGGGGUGAAGUCGCCCUUCCACCAACUUUUCGGCGACGAUGUGACGGAAACUUCCACCUCCACGAUCGCGCCGCCCGUCGACCAGGAGAACCAGAAACCUCUGGUGGAUUGGGACACACUUUCGGACGAGCAGAAGUCGGAGAUGAAGCGGUUAAAUCAGGUGGUCAUCCCCGAGAACGAGAAGGUCGUCCCGUUGUCCGACCUCCGCGACCACACCAGCCAACACUUGGGGACGAUCUUCGUCGGCGCGAACAAGCAGCCCGCGAGCGUGAUCUUUGACACGGGGAGUACGAACUUGUGGGUGUUGUCGGAGCUCUGUCAGUCGACCACCUGCAAGACCGCCGAUGAGCCGAUGUACAGCAUCGAAAAAUCCGGGUCGAACGCCCACUACUUUGACAACCACGCACGGCUGGAGAUCAUGUUCGGGUCCGGGACGCUGUCGGGUCCCCAGGCGAUUGACUCGGUUUUAGUCGCGCGGCACCAGAUCCAGCGCCAGCCGUUCGCGAUGAUCGAGGAGGAAAGAGGUGGGGUUUUCGACACGCUGCGGUACGGGGGCAUCAUGGGCCUGGCGUUCGAGUCCAUGGCCGCACAGGGAAUGGUCGGCGUGAUGACGCAAGCCAUGCGGGAGAAUGUGUUUAGCGGCCACAAUCAGAUGUCCUUCUACUUCACAAGGAACCCGAAGAUUCGCAGUGGCGCGUAUUUCGGCGGGGCAAACCCGGCGCUUUACCACGGAACGCCACAGUGCUUGGACGUCGUGCACGAGCACUAUUGGCAAACUGGUAUGAGGGAUACUGUGAUUUCGGUUUUGAUGAUGCUCGAGAACCCGUAUCAGAUUUUGUGUGCAUGUACAGCAGCAUCAACCUGCAACAAUGUGAAAAAGAAAAAGUUCAGAAUUGAUCGAAAAAUAAGGGAUUCACCGCAUCGGUAUUAUGUGGGGGAAGGAUGCUGAGCCGGAGUGGAUUGACAAUUCUGCGAUGGGCCUCGAAUCUGAAGAAGCGGUUGGUAAGCCGUUGUCUGCAAUUUGGGAUACUGGCACUACGUGGAACGCGGUGCCGACCUACUUGAACAACUACUUCAUGCAGAAACUGCAGGAGAAGGGCUUCGCAAACGUGGACUGCAGCUUGGUGAAAAAGCACUACGUGGGCAGCAACCCGGACGGGUAAGUGAACGGAGUAAAGCUUUCACUGAAAUUUAUUUGGAACUUUCGAGAGUUUCGCUUUUUUUGCCUACAAUGAAUUCCAACCACCAAACAUAAAAACUCGUAAUAUCCAUGUGGAUUAACAGCGAACUUCCCUGGCUUGUGAUCGACUUCGCGGUGUUCCACGAGCGCACGCUACCGAACAAGGGGGGCAAGCCAUACCAACCGGAUGGCGUUUCGGCCGAGGAAAACUAUUUCCGAGUCAUCCAGACCCCGGACCAGUGGUUCGUCGGCGGGGGCGUUGCGGGGACCGCGUGCAAGCCUGGACUGAUGUCGAUUGACGUGCCCUCGCCGUAUUUCGUUUUUUUUUGCAAAACGUCUGUAGGCUGAUGCCUUUAAGCGAUCGCUUUUCGUUUGUUUUUUACAAUCUCCACCGUGCAGAACAAUAUUUUUCUCACACGACUACCAGAUACGGACCGAACCUGUUCAUCAUUGGGGAGAUUUUCAUGCGGCACUUUCUUGUGACGUACGACCGCGGCAGCGGGCCGGGGGAGGCCCGUGUUUGCCUAGCCCCUGUGAACGAACGUCCGAAGCUCGAGGACGCGCCGGAGUUGGAUUCCCCGAAUGUUCUGAAUCUCGUCUACUCUACGAAGGGAACCGAAGCAGCCGCGGCAAGCAGCAGCUCAUCCGCCGAGUUGGCGAAAACAAAAAACAAUGCAGUCGCGGCAGCACCAGCAGCAGCUUCUGCUACGGAAGGAGGGAGUGCGACGACGGUCAUCACAAAAUAAGUUUCACUGAUGAAGGGCGAGACGUUCCAGUUCUUUUCCUGUACGAUCACUAUAAAUACUAGAGCUUAUGAUAAGAGUUUGUCUCCACUGCAAAAACGCAGCAGUAGAGCAGCACAUGCGGACUCGCCUAAUCAUGGUGCUACAUGCUGCGCCGAAACUUAUGAAUGUAGAAUGUCGGCCGACAGUAUGCAGCAUCAGCUGUACGAUUUACAAAAUUUACGUUCUUAACUAGUCUAACGUGCAGGACCGAUGCUAAUACAGCUCGGCACCUACGUCAAUUGAACUCAGAAAACUCACCAAAGAACUCAAAUUUCUCUAUCUUCAUUUGUUUCUGCUAGAAUAGUUUAUAGCGAUAGAUUCGAAGAAUAAGACCGAUGUUGUAGUACGGCAAGAAAAACUGCAGCACAGAAUUGAUCCGACAGAAGUUUCACCUGAUGUAUCAACAAGCACCCAAUAGUUGUCGCCCAUUCUUGCUAGCGUUCCGUGCGGUAAGCCAGAACCAACUUUCUUGAGCUAAAGCAGCUGCUUGUAUGAUUGAACUUCAAAGAUUCUCCAUCUUCUACUUCUCCGGGAGAUUUUAUACUCUUGUUUGGUUUCACCCCUGUGACAAGAAAAAACGCUGUUGCGAAACGGAGCCUCGAGAUGAA
This is a messenger RNA of Amoebophrya sp. A120, 4619 nucleotides long. The record is from the annotation of a GenBank genome assembly. Lineage: Eukaryota; Dinophyceae; Syndiniales; Amoebophryaceae.